UGAUAGCACCCCCUUUGUUAAGAAGCAUCUCAACUACGCCCUUGAGUGCAAUGCUGCUGGUCUUAUUAUUAAUGAAGGCGGGAAGUUUUACUUGGCUGAGGAUUUUAGGUCUGAUUUGGAUGGUAGUGAUGAUAAUUUUGAUGUGGUUGCGGCAGAGAUAACUCCUCCACUCAAGACUCGUGUUUCUGGCGCUGAUUUUGUGGGUUCUGCUAAUGGCUUAGUUUGCGUGUCCAAGAAUGUGAUGAACGAGUUCUUUAUAUUUAAUCCAGCAACCAGGAAGUCGAGAAAAAUACCCAGUGCUCCACGUGAGUUUCCACUUUCGUUUCAUAUGACUGAGACUUCCUUGUGUGGAUUUGGAUAUGAUCAAGUAAAUGAUGACUAUAAGGUUGUCAAGAUUGCUGAGUGUUAUCUUCAGUUUCGUGGCAUAAUGGCCUUUAUCUACAGUCUCAAGACCGACUCUUGGAAACGGAUUCAGAAUGUUCCUAGUAACACUCGGUUCACAGGAAAUUGGGGAAUGUUUGGAAAUGGAGCUCUGCACUGGUUGGCUAUCAAGAAUCCAGCAAAUUGCAUAGAAAUUGUUGUUGGUUUUGAUCUUGGGCUAGAACAGUUCAGGGAGAUCCCUUCUCCUGUUAUCGAGGGCCCUUCUGUCAGUUUUAUUACCAGGAGUCUGGUUCCGGAUGGAAGUUCCCUUUGGAUGCUUGAUGAGUACCCUGAUUCUCAUAGAGAUAUGUGGGUGAUGCUGAAUAGUUCAGCGGGGGAAAUUGCUUGGUCCAAAGUACUCACUAAACGCAGUGCACUUGCAUAUUUAAGGUCUGUUAGACCUGUUUAUGUUUCAAUGAGUGACCCGGGUAUACUCUUCGAGGUGGACAGCUCAGGACUUGUAUGGUAUGACCUUGAAAGGAAAGUGUUGAAGAAUGUGAGGAUUCGCGGGCCCACAGAUAAGUUUGAUUCACAUGCGUACACUCAGAGUCUCAUACAGCUCAACAAGGAUAGUCCACCACUGAAGCCCUCUCAAGCAAAGCCACAUAAGGAACAUCAAAAGAGAAGAGAUGAUUUCCUUUCCAAAGGAUUCAAACUGAGGCUGUAGAAUACUAGAAGGAUUAAAAUAUGGAUGAGUAGAUAACAAGGAACAAGAUGGGAUAGAAGUAGACUUCUGGAUCAUGUUUGGAGUAAAAGGAAUUUCUCCUUAGCGAUGGACAUAUUGAUGCUUUUGUCCUUGUUUAUCAACCCGGAUUUUGUUUGUUAACUUCAGUUGUUAGGAAAGUGUAAGUGAGACAAGUACGCUGUUAGCUUGAUAAUCGGGAUGCUAUCUGUUACUUCUACAGUUCUACUGGCUUGUUUUAAAUUAAAAUGAUCAACUUCUUUAUUAUAUUAUGUUAUAUUUUAGAUAAAGAACUGUGUUUGUAUAUCUAGAAGAGGCCUUUUCCCUGGGAAGUUAACUUAGCAGGUCUACCUCUAUUUCCUUAGGACAGUAAUGUUCCAGGGCUAAACUAUAUGAUUCUGUUGUGCACCAUCAUAUUGCACAUAUAUUUGUGAUAUCACGUCUAUGGUGUCUGUGGCUUUUUUUAGCUGAAUGUUUGCUUGUUGGUCCGCUUCGUAAGGUGUGGUAGCAAUCUAACAAUACAUCUCAUUGGCGGCUUGUUAACCCCUGUUCUGAGUUUGAGGCUCAGCAGAACUAUCUACGCGUUGAGACUUAAAAACCAAACGGCCUCUCGGUUAU
Daucus carota subsp. sativus is the source of this 1720-nucleotide messenger RNA. RefSeq names its product F-box protein CPR1. Bases 242 to 1087 code for a protein of 281 amino acids. Lineage: Eukaryota; Viridiplantae; Streptophyta; Magnoliopsida; Apiales; Apiaceae. The record is from RefSeq and is a predicted model, not a curated record. The transcript has 3 exons.